AUGGACGGAUCUGAUCAAGGCAGGCCCCUUCCGAAACCCACAUCUUGCUCUGAACCUAUCCAACGUCCGCCCGGCCUUUGGUUUGACGAUGGAAAUAAUGUUAUCCAAGCCGGGAACUACCAAUUUCGUAUUCACCGCAGCAUUCUCUCCGCUAGAUCACCGAUUUUACGAAGGGUGUUUUCAGAACCUACUCCGGAGGGAACAGAGAGUAUUGAAGGUUGUCCUGUGACGCAUCUCCAAAGUCACGGCGAAGAUGUAAAGAAUUUUCUUAUGGCCAUUUACGAUCCUGCUUUUUUUGAACCUCCUCCAAAGGAUGUUCCAGUCGACGUCGUAUUGAGCGUCGCACUACUCAGCCAUAAAUAUGAAGUACAACACCUUCGUCACCGUUCGAUCCUCCACAUAGAGAGGAACUACCCCAUGGACAUGGACGCGUUUAUAUUUCGUUGGCGGGGCGCUCGUGCUGGGCAAGGUCCAUGGUUUCUUGGUUUAGAAACGCUGCUCAACAUCAUCGUUACUGCCACCUACAUCAACGCUUUAUGGGUACUCCCCGCCGUAUAUUACCACUGUUCCAACGUGACGCCGUCUCAUACGUUGCGCGACACUUCGUCCUGGAACAGUUCUCAGCGUGCGAUCGUUCUACGAAACGUCUUGGCGGGGACAAUAAACCUUGAGAUAAUGGAUGUGACAUACGAUGACUUACUGGGAACAGCCCCCUGUCCAGAAUGUCUUCAUCGGGAAAAAUGUGCCUUGGACAAACUUGCCAGAGCGCAAGAGGGCAGACUUUCAAUCACCCAGAGGAAACCAGCAGGCAGGAAAGCUCACACCUUGGCAUAUUGGUGGAACAGGAAGUGGUUGAAGGAGGUGUAUUGUAAAGGGCUGUGCACCCCCUGCAGUUCGGCUUGCAUGAGUGCGUAUGAAUCUGCUCGGGGUGAUUAUUGGGAUAGGAUACCAUCGGCAUUUAAUCUUCCCAGUUGGAAGGAGUUGAAAUCGCUCAGGGAGACUGACCUGCAAUUGAAUGGUUGA
Laccaria bicolor S238N-H82 is the source of this 1023-nucleotide messenger RNA. RefSeq lists its product as uncharacterized. The record is from RefSeq and is a predicted model, not a curated record. Lineage: Eukaryota; Fungi; Basidiomycota; Agaricomycetes; Agaricales; Hydnangiaceae. Bases 1 to 1023 code for a protein of 340 amino acids. Gene Ontology annotation, molecular function: protein binding. The transcript is spliced from 2 exons.